Messenger RNA from Diabrotica virgifera virgifera (western corn rootworm), 1269 nucleotides. Its product is annotated as venom allergen 3-like. NCBI's taxonomy places the organism in Eukaryota, Metazoa, Arthropoda, Insecta, Coleoptera, Chrysomelidae. Gene Ontology annotation, cellular component: extracellular region. The record is from RefSeq and is a predicted model, not a curated record. Bases 67 to 1227 code for a protein of 386 amino acids. The transcript is spliced from 7 exons.
UUCUGCGCACAGAAGAAGAACGACACGUAGUUUUUUCAAACUUAUUUUUGUUUUAUUUAUGUCAAAAUGACAAAACUAAAUAAAAUGUUCCGAUUUAUUAUGUUGUUGCGAAUAGUAUAUUCUGUAGUUGCAGUUGAUUACUGUUCUUUAUGUGACAAUGGAUCACAUACAUUGUGUUUAUAUCCUAAGGAUGGUCCAGGACCUAAUUGUUUAGAAUAUAAAAAAGUAUCCUUAUCAAGCGACGAGAAACAGUACAUUGUAGACCUACAUAAUGAUAUUAGAAAUUUCGUAGCAUCAGGGGAAACAAAGGGAAAACUUGGAGUUCUGCCACCUGCUGCUAAUAUGAUGCCAUUGGAAUGGGAUGAGGAGUUAGCAAUAAUAGCUCAAAGAUGGGUAGAUCAAUGUAUACCACUAAACGCAAGUAGACAACAUGAUCUUUGUAGACAAACGAGUCGAUACAAAUAUGUUGGCCAAAAUGUUGCUAGUUCAUUGGUAAAUAAAGAUGAAGUUACAGAAUUUGAUAUUUUCAUAUUAAAAUGGCAUCAAGCAGCAGAAAAUGUUAUUCCGUCAGAUAUAAAAAGCUUUGAAGGACUUUAUCGAGGAAGAAAAGUAAUAGGACAUUAUUCCCAGAUGAUAUGGGCAAAUAGUAGAGCCAUUGGCUGUGGAAUUGCAAUAUAUAAAGCAAAACUGGGCGAUUUUUAUCAAGAAAAGUUUAUUUGCAACUAUGGACCUGGAGGAAAUGUAGCAGGGCAACCGAUUUACAUAAAAGGGAAACCUUGUUCAAAAUGUCCUAACCAUAAGUGCGAUAGUUCUCUAAACAAUUUAUGUCAAAGUGCGGGAUUAUCAAACGUCAGAAGCGUUGGAAAUCAAACUCAUCCAAAUUUUAACGAAAUUAAGAAUAACUUUGAUGACACUACUUGUAUAAUAUUCCCAGGAGGGAGUAUAUCGCAUGGAUGCAAAGAUAUGUUAGGAAAUCGAUCACUUUCAAAAGAACCAACUAUAUGGAAAAUGAGUUCGGAGGUUACAACAAUAAAACGUACAAACCAGACGAAGAAGCCAGAGAAUAAAUUUAAAAGCAAACAUAAAAGAGCUUUGGGUAAAUGGUACCAAGGAGAAUGUAGAUGUGACUUACUAUAUCGCUCAAAAUCCAUUAGUCUGUCUCCCUUUGUAUACCUAAUACUUUUAUGUCUAAAUAUUGUAUUACGAAGUAAAUAUUGUCCUAUGUAGAUUAUAUUUAAGCAUUGAUUAUAAAUAUUCCUCUUAUAAAUA